AUGUUCUGCAUGAUCUACCAGCUGUGUCGGCUGAGGGGAGCAAAGGCGGUGGCGCGCCUGAUGCCUCACGAAGCGGCCGACCUGGAGCCGGUUAUUCACGCCUUGCAGGCUCAGGACACCGACGACUACUCCACGUGGGAGACCCGCUACGGGCUGUUGCUGUGGCUCUCCAUGCUCUCGCUCGUGCCCUUCGACAUCGACACCAUCGACUCCAGCCUUCGGGAUUCUGUGCCACCAGGAGGGGGGGCAAAUGAGGAAGGGGCGGACGGGGCCAAGGGGGUGGUUGCUCCCGUGGCGGGAGUCGGGGAGCGGCAGGCGGACCUAGUCGGGACCAUUCUUGCGCUGGGCAUAAGGCACCUCGGCGAUGCCGGACCGACAAGGGAUGCCGCAGCGGCAUGCCUGAGCAGUCUUCUUACGCGCCCGGACAUGGAGGCAGCUCACCUGCGGCGUUUCUUGGAGUGGUCUGCGUCUGUGCUGGAGCGGGUGACGGCGGAGGGGCGGGCAGGGGAGGAGGGCUUAAGCAAGCUUGCCUUCCUGGUGAUGGGCGUCAUGGCCACCCUGGCUGCCCUCUUCAAGCAGGGGCACAGGGAGAAGCUGAUCGACCUCAUUCCGGUGGUUUUCUACCCCGUGGUUGGCCUGGCGGAGGUGGGGCCGGGGCAGACACUCCUGCGCAAGAUGCUGGUGAAGCUUUUGCAGAGAGUGGGGACGACUUACGUGCCCCCGCGCGUCAUCGCGUGGAGGUACCGCCGUGGACAGCGGUCUCUGCUGCAGGCGGCAAGCGUGGAGGAGAAGCCAUUGGACAGACAGGAAGGGCAGACUGUGGAGACGAACGGGAGCGGAGGUGACGCAGAGGAGAUUUCAACUAAGGGGGUAGGGGUAGCGCGGGACGGGGCUUCGGCUCAGGAGAAGGCGGACGUCAACGAAGUUGACGCUGUUGCAGAGGAGGAAGAUGAGGUAGGCGUCCCCGAGGAGCUGGAGGACAUCGUGGAGGCGCUGCUGUGCGGGCUAAGGGACAGGGACACGGUGGUGCGCUGGUCGGCAGCGAAGGGGAUUGGGAGGAUCACCGAGAGACUCCCGCGGGAGCUAGCGGACGACGUGGUGUGCAGCGUGUUGGACCUGUUCGUGGAGGCGGAGUGGGACGGCGCGUGGCACGGCGGGUGCCUCGCCCUGGCGGAGCUUGCCAGGCGAGGGCUGCUCCUCCCGGAGAGACUGCCGCGGGCCUGCCCCCUGGUGAGGCGUGCUCUGGCCUACGAUGUACGGCGCGGGGCGGGCGGGGUCGGUGCCCACGUCCGAGACGCGGCCUGCUACGUCUGCUGGGCCUUCGCGCGCGCCUACUCUCCGCGGGUGCUCGGGCCCCACCUGCCUGGACUGUGCGACUCGAUGCUGUCUACCGCGCUUUUCGACCGGGAAGUGAACGUUCGUCGAGCGGCGGCGGCGGCGUUGCAGGAAAACGUGGGACGUCAAGGGCAGCAGCAGUCCGGCGAGCACGACGGCAGCGGCUGGAGUGACGGAGGAGGCGGUGGUGUAGCCCACGGGAUAGACAUCAUCACGGCGGCCGAAUACUUUUCCCUGGGCAACAGGCAGCAGGCGUACCUCGACAUCGGCAAGAAUGUUGCCGCCUUCGACAGGUAUCGACACCACAUCGUGGACACCCUGAGGCUAGACAAGCUCAAGCACUGGGACCCGGAGCUGAGGCGACUCUCCGCCCUCGCCCUCGGGAGGAUCGCGCCGCUCGAGCCCGCCUAUGCGGCGGAGACUGUCUUGUCCGCCGCCCUGGGAGACACGCUCUCGCCGGACUUGCUCCGUCGGCACGGCGCUUGCCUAGCGUUGGCGGAGGUCACCCUUUCUCUCGGACAGGUUUCCUAUGCCCUGCCGGCGGAGACCGUAGCGGGGCUGGUGAGUAUCGUCCCCGCCUUGGAGAAGGCGCGGCUGUACCGCGGGAGAGGCGGGGAGCUGAUGCGGCAAGCGGCGUGCAGGCUGGUGGAGUGCCUCGCCCUUGCCAAGUCGGAGGUGUCCAUCAAGUCGCAGCUGCGUCUCCUGGACUCGGUGGAUGAGAGCCUGCGUCACGCGGUGGAGAGCGUCCAGCUGUCGGCGGCGGCGGCCCUCAAGGCCGUGCUUGAAAACUGGUUCCCCGUAGGCCGGGAUGGACCGUCAGAGCGACUGCGGACAAGGACGAUCGGGUUGUACGUGGGUGGGCUGAGGACGCAGGAGAAUGCGGCGGUGGCGAGAGGCUACGCGAUGGCACUGGGGGUGCUGCCCCGGAAGCUUGCGGGCGCUUCGCCCGCAGUUCUGGGAGAAGUCCUUGACGCCUUGAAGGACGCAGCGCUCGGUCGCCACGGUCCUCCCCGCUCCCCGUCACCGGCAACAACCGGCGGUGGUGCCGCCAACGGCACCACUGAGACGAACGGCGGUGGCGACAUCGGAGGACCGGGGGGGGAGCCCGAUGCCGAGACGCGGAGAAACGCGGUCCGGUCCCUGGUGACCCUUUGCGAAGAGGUCGGAGUGGGGAGGCAGCAGCAGCAGCAACAGCAGCAGCAGCAACAGCAGCAGCCGCCGUCGCAAGAGCCAGGAAGCGGCGAGGGACGCCACGACAGCGGUGGGGUUUCCAGUGGUGGAAGCGGUGUUGAUGCUCCGGAAGGGGAGUCCGGGGCGGCGGCGGCGUGGUGUCCGGCGUGGCUUACCCUCGCGGACGUGGAAGGCGUGCUGGCGACGCUCCUGGCGUCGUCGGAGGACUACUCGGUGGACAAGAGGGGUGACGUGGGGUCCUGGUGCAGGGUAGAGGCGCUGGAGGGGAUGGAGAGGCUGCUGAGGCUCGCGGCGAGGGCGUCCAGGGGCUUGCCGCUCGCAAACCGCGAGAGCGGCGGCAAGGAAGAAGACGUUGUCGUCAGCGCUCCCUAG
Molecule: messenger RNA, 2898 nt
Organism: Ectocarpus sp. CCAP 1310/34
Lineage: Eukaryota; Phaeophyceae; Ectocarpales; Ectocarpaceae
Source: the annotation of a GenBank genome assembly